AUUCCAUUUCCCUUUUUUAACCGUUGGUUUAAUGUGAUAUCUCGAGGAGGUUUGCGGUGAGCUCGGGAACCUAGCAACCGGUCUGUCACAGUAACCAUAGUAACCAUAGUAACUGUUAAAGUUGGGCCGUUCCCGGUACGUUGUGACAUUGUGAGGUACGAUGGACGCAAAGCAAGACGAAAGUGCGGCUAAACUAGUAGCGCGCUCGUUGAAGGCUUUAAUGAUGACUAACAGCCCGCAAAGCAACACCAACCUUUAUGACCACCUCACCUUGUUGCUGAUGAAGGUGAUGGAUGAGCAUCCACGUGAUGCAGUGGAUGUGAUUGAGGACAUAAGCCACGAUGUGAAGCUGAGGUUCUCUGAAGACAAGCAAGACUUCCUGCGAGACGUUCCAGACACUACAGCUGCUGAGCUGUUAGCCGAGCAGCAGAGCCUGCUGUUUGGUCGGUCAGAAGAAGAUGAACAGGAGGAGCACCUGAUGGAAACACUUCACCCUGAUGUGAGAGAGGUGGGCUUCUACCUGGAGCAGGCUGGAGUGGGGCUGGGCAGAGAGGAGAUGCAGAGGAUUUUCCUCGCACUGAAGCAGCUCGUUGAGUCCCAGGCUCUGCUGGGCUGCCGCCUGUGGGGAAAGAUUCUUGGGACAGAGAAGAUUUUUUCAGACCACAAAGAAACAUAUCACCAUAUAUUUAUCAGGGAAAUUAACAUUGUUUUUCUGGUCUCGUUGUGGCUUUGCUUUCAGAUGGAUCCCCUUCCUCAGUCAACCUACAAACCCCCACCAGCAGUACCAAAGGAAGCCCUGGGAACAGGCGCAAACAAGUGUGUUUAUUACGUGUGCAAAGAGCCUGGUGAUUCUUGGGUAAAGCUCCCUUCAGUCAGUCCGGCACAAAUUACUGUCGCUCGCCUGAUCUAUAAAUUCUUCACUGGGAGGCUGGACGCCCCAGUUGUCAGCUACCCCCCUUUCCCCGGUAAUGAAGGCAACUACCUGAGAGCACAGAUUGCUCGGAUCUCUGCUGGCACCCAGGUCAGCCCCAGGGGCUUCUUUCGGGCUAGAGAGGAGGAAGGUGAUGAGGAAGACGAGGUGGCCCAGGACAGCGUUGAAGUGAAUCCUGACUUUGAGGGCAUUCCUGUUUCUGAGAUGACGUCUUUGUCCACCUGGGUGCACGUGCAUCAGCACGUUCUGCAGCAGGGCCGCUGUACUUGGGUAAACCUGGCCAGGAAAACAGGAGAAGACUCUAAUGAGGAAGAAGAGGCUGAAGAGAAGGAAGAGCCUGAUGAACCUGAGCCAGAAGUCGGACCCCGUCUGUUGGAUCCCCUCUCCAAAGAUUCAGAAAUGUUCAACAUUCCUCCCUGGACUUCCAAGGUGUCCUCCACACUUACCUUGCAGCAUGCAGUAGCUGUUCAACGUUCUAACCUCUGGCCAGGGGCGUAUGCAUACGCUUGUGGAAAGAAGUUUGAGAACAUAUAUGUUGGAUGGGGUCUGAAGUAUGCAGGGGAGGGUUACAGCCCACCGUUACCCCCGCCACCACAGAAAGAAUAUCCAAGCGACAAGAAACAAGUCAUCGAGGCCCUCGACCCAUCUCUGGAGGAGGAACAGUUGCAGAGAGAAGCUUUGGAGGAGCAGCGUGCUGUCCAGGAAGAGAUGGAAGACAUGGAUGAUGAGGACGAGGACGAGGAGGAUGAGGACGACUAAAAGCAGUUUUCACAUUAUUCAAGUAUUUAUUUUUGUAAAUUAAGGGCCAAAUAAAUCUAUUUACUCAGCAACAUCACUUGUUAUCACUAAGUUAAUCAGCUGAAGAGUUCAGUUGUGUCAAGAUUUAGCAACGACAGUCCACAUGUUAAAAGUAUCCUGGGGAUUUCAGUACUAAUAGUAGCACUUUGGUGUUUUACAUACAAUAUGAUGGUUAUUUUCCUGUGACUUUACCGACAUGUUAUAGAGGGAGGGGACU
Molecule: messenger RNA, 1946 nt
Organism: Pungitius pungitius (ninespine stickleback)
Lineage: Eukaryota; Metazoa; Chordata; Actinopteri; Perciformes; Gasterosteidae
Gene: rsph4a
Product: radial spoke head component 4A
Exons: 7
Coding region: 161-1690 (509 amino acids)
Biological process (GO): cilium movement involved in cell motility; cilium assembly; axoneme assembly
Cellular component (GO): axoneme; radial spoke
Source: RefSeq, a predicted model, not a curated record